This is a messenger RNA of Condylura cristata (star-nosed mole), 2056 nucleotides long. It is a transcript of the gene OTOP2, whose product is annotated as otopetrin 2. Lineage: Eukaryota; Metazoa; Chordata; Mammalia; Eulipotyphla; Talpidae. Gene Ontology annotation, cellular component: membrane. Gene Ontology annotation, biological process: proton transmembrane transport. The record is from RefSeq and is a predicted model, not a curated record. The coding region runs from base 22 to 1713 and encodes 563 amino acids. The transcript has 6 exons. Gene Ontology annotation, molecular function: proton channel activity.
CCUCCUCCAGCCGCCCCUGCCAUGUCGGAGGAACUGGCCUCGGGCCCCAAGGAGAGCCCGCCGGCGCCGCUGGCAGGCCCCCGCGAGGUGUGGAAGAAGGGCGGCCGGCUGCUGUCGGUGCUGCUGGCGGUGAACGUGCUGCUGCUCGCCUGCACGCUCAUCAGCGGCGGCGCCUUCAACAAGGUGGCGGUGUACGAGACGGACGUGUUCGCGCUGCUCGUGGCCAUGAUGCUCCUGGCCGCGCUCUGGGUCGGCUUCUACCUCCUAUGCACUGCGCGCUGUCCCGACGCCGUCCCCUACCGCGACUCCCACGCCGGUCCCAUCUGGCUCAGAGGCGGGCUGGUGCUGUUUGGGAUCUGCACUCUGGUCAUGGAUGUCUUCAAGACCGGCUACUACUCCAGUUUCUACGAGUGCCUGUCGGUCAUCAAGAUACUGCACCCGCUCACCCAGGCCGUGUUCGUCAUCAUCCAGACCUACUUCCUCUGGGUCUCGGCGAAGGACUGCACCCACGUGCACCUGGAUCUGACCCGGUGCGGCCUCAUGUUCACACUCACCACCAACCUGGCCAUCUGGAUGGCAGCCGUGGUGGACGAGUCCCUGCACCAGGCCAACUCCUACAGCAGCUCUCACGGCAACGCCAGCCACACGCGCCUCGUUCCCAACCUGGAGCGAGCGGGCGGCACGGCGGAGGGGGACUGUCCCUGCAGCACGGCCGUCUGCCAGAUCUUCCAGCAGGGCUACUUCUACCUCUACCCCUUCAACAUCGAGUACAGCCUCUUUGCCUCCACCAUGCUCUACGUCAUGUGGAAGAACGUGGGCAGGCUGCUGGCCCCCUCCAGCCACGGCCACGGCCACACCCCGUCCCGGGGCAGCCUCUUCCGGGACACCUUUUUCGCCGGCCCCGUGCUGGGCCUGAUUCUCUUCGUGGUGGGCUUGGCCGUCUUCAUCAUCUACGAGGUCCAGGUGAGUGGCGACGGAAGCCACACCCAGCAGGCGCUGGUCACCUACUACAGCUUCAACAUCGUCUGCCUGGGGCUCAUGACCUUGGUCAGCCUCAGUGGCUCUGUCAUCUACCGCUUUGACCGCCGGGCCAUGGACCACCACAAGAACCCCACGCGCACGCUGGACGUGGCCCUGCUGAUGGGCGCCGCCCUGGGCCAGUACGCCAUCUCCUACUACUCCAUCGUGGCCGUGGUGGUGGGCACGCCCCAGGACCUGCUGGCCGGGCUCAACCUCGCCCACGCUCUGCUCAUGAUCGCCCAGCACACCUUCCAGAACGUGUUCAUCAUCGAGAGCCUUCACCGGGGCCCACCGGUGGCCGAGCCUCGGGACACGCCCCCCAAGGAUUCCUGCCACGGCCUGACCUUCGCCAACCCGGAUGCGCUGCAGGCCUUGCCCGCCUGCCCGGCCACCCCGGAGCUGGUGGCCCCCAGCCACACGGCCCCUCAGGAAGCAGUGGCCGCCAUGCCGGCGCCCAAGAGCCACUGGAGACGCCGGUGCCUGAAGGACAUUUCUCUGUUUCUCCUGCUCUGCAACAUCAUCCUGUGGGUCAUGCCCGCCUUCGGGGCCCGGCCUCACUUCAGCAACACGGUGGAGGUGGACUUCUACGGCUACUCCCUGUGGGCGGCCAUCGUCAACAUCUGCCUGCCCUUCGGCAUCUUCUACCGCAUGCACGCUGUCUCCAGCCUGCUGGAGGUCUACGUGCUGUCCUGAAGCCCAGCCCGCACCCGCCGGCGCUCGGCUCCCCGCCGCCCGGGCGCCCGGGCGCCCAGCCUGGCAGUCCCGCUGCCUGUCACCGCGCCCUGCAGAGUGGGGUGUUCACAAAAGUUAUUUUUCCAGGAUGAGUUUUUAAAUCACAGUCAGGACCUGCCCAUCCAGCCCAGCGUGACCUCAGCCGCGCAGGGACGCGAGGGUGGGACAGGAGGCUUCUCCCUGCUGCCCUGCUGGGACCAGGGGUGAUCUGGACGUGUCUCAACGUGGGCUCCAGCUCGAACCCCAGCCCUGCGGCCUGGCCGGUGUCCUUCCUGGGGCUGGGACCCAAUAAACCUGCAGCUGU